Messenger RNA from Delphinapterus leucas (beluga whale), 2270 nucleotides. NCBI's taxonomy places the organism in Eukaryota, Metazoa, Chordata, Mammalia, Artiodactyla, Monodontidae. The record is from RefSeq and is a predicted model, not a curated record.
CCUGGGGUCGGAGCCUCCUGGAGCCGGAGCGGGAGCCUGAGCCCGAGCGCCGCGGCCCCUUUAAGGAGCCGCUCUGCGGUAACCCGAGCCCGCAGUCCAGGCGGGCGCGGCGGCCGCGGCGGUAGCAGUAUCCUCCGCGGCUGUUCCUCCCGGCGGCUCGGAGCCCGCGGCUCCCCUGGCUCCCAAAGAGCAUCUCGCGGGGCGGCUCUGGCCGGCGCCAGCCCUCGGGCCGGGCCGGAUGACCAGGCGACUGUAACCACUCGCCGCCCUCUCCCGGCCCGGCGCACCGCUGCCCGCGCGCGAGUCGCCCCGGGACCCGGCACAGCCACAUUUCUUUGUGUUAUUAAUAAGGAUCUCAUGAGAAACUUUCAGAACUUUCGUGGAAUCAAGUUGUUCUUCAUUUGGUAUUCUUCAAUCUACAAGGAUUUGGCAGUCAGUUAAUUAUGUGAGUAGGAAAUAGGAAGGAGACCAGGAUGACUGAGCUGUUCUAGAUUAAAGGUAAGGAGGUGUUUGCGGGUGAUAGUGUCAUCCUCUGAGAUACGGAACCCUGGGGGGAGGACUGGUUUGGGGUUAAGUUCAGCUUGGGUCAUGUGGAGCAUGUGGGCCUCCAGGAUGCCCUUAUGGAGCCAUCCAGAGGGUAGCUGACCAUCCAGGACUGGUACAUUGGGAGAUGGUGGGGUUUGGUUGCACACAAUGUAAACCAUGUUGAAUGUGUGGGACAUACACCCCAGCAGAGCCUAUAAUGUGCAGAGAAAAAUUCUGGAUUGGGGCGAGGGGAGGUAGUAAACAUUGCCAUCAUCAGGAGUUUAUGCUUGAUGGCCUCCAUUUUUUGGUGAAAUGGGAAGAAACCUCAUCUAUUGUAAGACAGGGAGAACUGGAGAUUUGAGAGCAAUGAAUAUUUGGAGUCAAUGUGGGAAAAAGGAAAGGGAUGGGAAAAGGACUGCUAAGCAUGUGUAGGGUAUUCUUCCUAGCUCCCCCUUCCUUGCUUCCCUUAAAAACAACCACAUAAGAACUUUUCCCCCUGUAUUUAAGGAUUUUUACUGCUAAUCGGUACAGCAGUGGUUCUUCCCUGGAAGUUGUAUCAGAACGUGAAGGUUGUGUAUGUGUAUUGAUGAUUGGAGGUGAUAUUGGUGAUUCCAACACACUCCCUAAGGAACCCCUUGUGCUACAAGGAGAUAAUGAACAUGGGGAAAUGAGAGUAAAGGUUGUAUUCCCAGGUUGAAGAAAUAUGGAUACCAACACCAUAUUGGUCAUCAGCGCUGGUUUUACCAGCUUUUUCACCUUUCAGCUUCUUUUCCACUUUGUAAGUUAUUGGUUUUCAGCAAAAGUUUCUCCAGGUUUUAAUAAUCUCAACUUCGAAAAGAAGAUUGAAUGGAACUCAAGGGUAGUGUCUACGUGUCAUUCUUUGGUGGUUGGGGUUAUUGGCUUGUACAUAUUCUUGUUUGAUGAGGCUACUAUUGCUGAUCCACUUUGGGGUGAUCCAUCUCUUGUGAAAGUGAAUAUUGCUAUUGCUUCAGGCUACCUCAUUUCUGAUUUGUUGAUUCUCAUUUGGUAUUGGAAAGUGAUUGGUGACAAGUAUUUUAUAAUUCACCAUUGUACAGCGCUGUAUGCAUACUACUUUGUACUGAGGGAUGGAGUGCUGGGAUACAUUGGGAAUUUUCGCCUGCUUGCAGAACUUUCCAGCCCUUUUGUGAAUCAGCGGUGGUUCUUUGAGGCUCUGAAGUAUCCUAAGUUUUCCAAGGCUAAUGUCAUCAAUGGAAUACUCAUGACUGUGGUGUUCUUCAUAGUGCGGAUUGCCUCAAUACCUCCUUUUUAUGGCUACAUUUACUCUGUGUUAGGAACGGAAGCCUACCUGAGGCUUGGAUUUUUAAUUCAGUGUUCCUGGAUCUCUACUUGUGUUGUUUUGGAUGUAAUGAAUGUCAUGUGGAUGAUCAAAAUUUCAAAGGGGUGCAUCAAAGUCAUCUCUCUCAUAAGACAAGAGAAAGCCAAAAAGAGUCUUCAGAAUGGAAAACUUGACUAAAAGUGGGCUAUUGAUAAGCAUACUUCAUGAUUACCCACAUUAUAUCUUCUGAUAGGUUGAAUUCUUGGCAUGUUCUUGUGCUUCUUUGUUAAUUAUACUUGUUAUUCUCGGUUUCAAUGUCCUUUUUUUCCUAACCGUUAGAAAAGAGAAACUAAAAUUUAGUUUUUAUCUGAAGAUUUAUUUUCUGAUAUUCUUUGGCAUUAUAAGCAUGGAUAAAAUCUUAAAGGUUUAAAUAAAAAUGUAUAAAUAU